This is a messenger RNA of Musa acuminata AAA Group (dessert banana), 1484 nucleotides long. RefSeq names its product mitotic spindle checkpoint protein BUBR1. Gene Ontology annotation, biological process: mitotic spindle assembly checkpoint signaling; meiotic sister chromatid cohesion, centromeric. Bases 35 to 1282 code for a protein of 415 amino acids. The transcript is spliced from 11 exons. Lineage: Eukaryota; Viridiplantae; Streptophyta; Magnoliopsida; Zingiberales; Musaceae. The record is from RefSeq and is a predicted model, not a curated record. Gene Ontology annotation, molecular function: protein kinase activity.
UUACGUUUGACGCGGAAAAGGAGAGGAAGACGAUAUGUUGGGAAUGGCAGCAGCAGAAGAGCCGCAGCAAAUGGAGGCGACGUCGUUUGCUGCUGCAGCAGCAGGAGAAGCGGAGACUGCGUUGUUGGUGGCGGAUGCAGAUCCGGAGACUGCGUUCUUGCAGCAGAAGGAUGGAGGAGUGGCGACGGGUGGUGGGUUCGAGUGGGAGGUGUACAAGGAGAAUGUCCGACCGCUGAAGCGCGGCCGCGACGUGAAGCUCCUCAAUCAUGCCCUCCGAUCCCAGGUCGACCGCAGCCUGAAUGCCUCUCUCCUCCGCACCCGCAGGAGGAUGAUCGAGGCCAUCGAUGAGUACCAAGGCGAAGAUCCUCUGCAGCCAUGGCUCAGGUGCAUCAAAUGGGUUCAAGAAUCAUUCCCUACUGGAGGAGAGUGCUCAGGGUUGAUCGUGAUGUACGAGCAAUGUGUGCGCACCUUUUGGCAUGAUGACCGCUAUCGGGAUGAUUUGCGUUAUCUUAGAGUGUGGCUCGAAUAUGCAGAUAACUGUGCAGAUGCUGAAGUUAUAUUCCAAUUCUUGGAGGCGAAUCAAAUUGGGCAAAGUCAUUCAAUCUUCUACACAUCCUAUGCCAUGCACCUGGAGUCCAAGAAUAAGCUAAGGAAGGCUGAUGAGAUCCUCAAUCUUGGUCUAGCAAGGAAGGCAAGAUCAUUAGUGAAAUUAGAAGAUGCAUACAGGACAUUCCUUGUGCGCUCAACACAAAAAAAGCAUGGCAAUGACGAAGGUCUUGCAGAUCAUCCCUUGCCCAUUCGCAGCUUUGGAACUGUUUUAACUUCAGCAGAAUCGAGAAGACAGCCUGCAGAAAAUUUUGGACAAUCUAAGAGGAUGGUCGCACUACAGAGGAUUGAUACUAAUAAGCCUCUCACCAUAUACAAAGAUGCAAAUACUGGGGCAAACGAUCAAUGCUCGAAUCUGAAAGCCAACGAAAGAUCUUGGAGUACUCUAGGAAGCCGAUCAGAUCGAAAUAAGGAAAAUGUUUCAAUCCCUAAAAAGUGGUCAUCAUAUAAGGUCCCUCAAAAAAUAGGACAAAGAACAGGUUCAGCAACAUCGAGUACUUGUAUUGAGGUGUAUGUUGAUGAAGAAUGUGCAGAAUCACCCCCAGCUAAGGUUGCCAAGAAUCUGAAUUCUUCGGUACUGAAACUUCGGCAAGCAACUAGCCAAAACCUAAAGAACGAAACAGAAAUGCUCAAAGUCAAUCCGUUGCGCAAUUUUCAUCUGCACAGCCUCAGAUGAUUGGUCCCGAAACCUGCAGUUGCGUGUUCUUAGGCUCCUCCCUGUUGCCGUUAUAUAUCAAGGCUUGAUGAUGAUUGGCUUCUGCACAUUGGUACAAUCUGGUGCUGAUUGCAAUUAAAAUGUAUGUUAUAUGCAGCUGCAUAAUUCAUUUGUUAGGUGUCUAAGCAGCUUUUUCCUCCAAAGCUUGUAGCAACUGCGUUUU